UUGUUUACAUUUGAUUAUUAGCACACAUUUAGCACACAUUUAGUACACAUUUAACACUCAUUUAGCACACAUUUAGCACUCAUUUAGCACACAUUUAGUACACAUUUAUCACUCAUUUAGCACACAUUCACCGCCCAUUGAGUGCAGCCGGGCGGGGCGGUGUGUUUACUUGGUGCGGGCUUAACUCUCAGCUGUCCCCGCUCCUUACCUCCGUGUAUGCUGCGACGGGACUGCAACCAUGGCAGGAUAGUCAACUACAAUUUGGAGGUGAACAACUUGGGACAUUAUAAUGUCUGUCAUGCUCAUUUCCCUUCUGACAAUCCUCCUACUUUGCAUCGUGUUGUCAUGCAUCAUAUUCAGAUGGUUGGUCAACACUUUGGCUGUCAGACUCUUCCAGACUGCAUUAAAUGCAGAAUUAAAGAUCAAAUCAGUUGGACUGUUUUCUGUUCAAGGAGUUAGUAUCCACUUUCACCCGCAGCAUACUGUGGAAAUUGACAGAAUAUGGAUUUCAAGUAAACUUCUCAACCAGGAUUUGCCGAGAUACUUGGCACUGUGCGUUGGUGAGACUAGAGUUCGGUUUGAUUUGCAAGCACCUCUUGGACCACUGAUGAAGAGAAGCCAUGGCAAGAACACGAGGAAGAUUUCAGUCAGUGCCACGACACUUCGCUUUUUAUCACAACUGCUGUCGUUCCACAUUAGUUCCAUCAAUGUGAUGGUUCUAAACCUGGCCCGGUCUGAGUCUCUGUGGCACAUGACCAUCACCUGCAUCACGUUGUUACUCGACCACCACAGUAAAAGGUUGGCGUGGGACUUCUCAGUGGGACAGUUAAGCAGCAAAGUUCUAAAAAGCAGCCAGCUGGACAUUUGUUUGGCUGAAGUCGCGUUCAGCCUGUUGCUUUCAGGUGAUGUCAGGCUACCUGAGCUAAGGCCCAGCUCGCUGUCUUUGCAUGUGAGGACACUGUUAGCAGAGCUGCACGAAGGCCUCUUCCUCAGCCAGAUUAUGGUGCCUGCGUCUUCCAUAAUGACAACUGAAGAUGCAUAUCAUGAACAAACACAAGUGUGUGCUGACACAGAAUUCAUCCAAACUGAAACUGUGGAACAGUUUCACAGGCUCAUCCCACAGAAGAUCAACAUGGAAUUUGAUAAUACAAAUGUCACCUUGUCCAUGCACAGCCAGAAAAAGCACCUGAACUGGACUCUGAAGUCUUUAAAAGUGUGCUAUGGACGUGACAAUGAGCAGCUUCCCCUCAAAAGCUUUACCCCAGAGUUGAGCUUUCCCCAGAGCAGCUUGGAGCUCCUUUUAGAGGAUGGACUUCUUCUUUCUCAAAGCAGACAAAGAAUUAUCUGUGUAAACACAUUCAAGACGUCCUUACAGGUUACAUCCGUUGACAUUUCCGGCUCAUUUACAGUCAACACUUGCAUCAUCCACUAUCGUCACCAGGAGUUCUUUCACUGGCUGAAUCUUAUUCCGGGUGGACAGCAGAUGCACAGGAAGGCGUCACGUCGAAAAAUUCUACUAGAUUGUUUGUCCACCCUCCUUUUUCUUAGGCGCCUGCCCCACCUCGAUGCCCCUGUGAUGAUUUCUUCCUCUGUGUCUAACCUCAAUGUGUCCGUUCAACUGGGAGACACCACACCUUUUGCCCUAGGUUUCCUCUCAACCCAUGCAGAACUGCAGCAUCUUUUAGACUUAAAGGUUGACCAAGACAAUCCAGAGUCCCGAAAUGUGCACCAGCGGGCCUCAUUAAACUUGGACAGUUUCUGGUGGCGUGUGGGUCAAGGCUCUCAUAUCCAGCAAGCCCCUCACCCUCCUGGCAAACAUGUCUGGGGUGAAGCACUGAUUCUAGAUUCUCUCUGUCUCCAAGGUAGCUGGAAUCGACCAAGCAUGGAGAUGAAUGGCAGCCCUCCUUGUCUGAACGUGGAGUCCAGCCUGAAAGGAUUCCAAGUGGAAUUUUCAGAAACCUGCGCUUUGUGUUUAUCUCGUCUGAUGUCCCUCAUCUCCCCUCCCAGUGAAGUGGGGCCAAAGCUCUUAGAUGAGUCUACCCCUACUGGCUACGGUGUACAACCACCCUCAUCCACGCAACUGUUUUUCAAACUGGAGUGUCAUUUGGAGGAUGUUAAUGUUUUCACAGUCACUGACCUAGCUGGAGCACUCUCUUUGCGGAUGGAUACUGUUGGAAUCAUAAGCUGUGCAGAGAACUCAAAGGUGUCUCUACAUGGUGUUGGAUUCUCCGUGAUCAAGACACUCACAGAGAACAUGGAGACAUGUUGCUCUGCUUUUCAGAUGGCCAACCCCCUACUGAAGCUCACAACUACAGCUCUCUGUUACCACCUCACCACCCACACACUGCAGGUCCAGUGUGAAGAGGAACUUGCUGUUGUGUGGACACCUUCAGAUCAUAUGUUCUUUUAUCAGCACAUGACUCAAGCACUGUAUUGUUGGCAUAUGCUUUGUGGAGAGUCAGAAGAGGACCACACAAUCAAAUCUGAGGAAUCAGAACAGAGAAGAGGGUUGAGUUUGCUUGUUGAGUUGAGUCACACUUCUGUAACCGCCCAUGUUGGCGAGCAGAAUUACAUUCUUGUUCACACAGAAGCUCUUUCCGUCUCCAAGCACACAGGUUCAAUGCAAGUGUGCUCUCCCUCUCUUGUUUUUAACUUUGAUGGCCACAACAUAGUCUCCUUUAAAGGAUUGAAUGUGGAGACACACGCCGAGUUGCCUGAGAUGCAACUGCAUAGGAACAGCUUCCCUUUCCUUAAGACUCCUCAUAACUGCGUCUGGGUUUUGACUUGCCCAUUCCUGUCUCUUGAGUUCCCCUAUCAGUACAAUUUCUCCAAUACCUUUGACAAGGCCAUUAGUGUGCAGAAGUGGUUAAAAACUCUACACCAUCCACCAGGACCGGCCUUCAAGGCCCAGCACCGCCUACCACCAGAUGUUAUCUUCAAAAUCAGCCAGUUCUCCUUUGUCUUCCUGGAUGACAUUUUUGAGAUCAAACUUAGAGACAACUAUGAGCUGAUGAAGGACGAGAGCAAGGAAAGUGCAAAGCGUCUGCAGCUUCUAGAUAAAAAGGUGGCUGAUCUGAGGAAGCAGCAUGGAGAACUGCUGCCUGCUAGGAAGAUUGAAGAGCUGUACAGUUCACUGGAAAAAAAGCACAUUGAGAUCUACAUCCAACGUUCACGGCGCCUUUACGCUAACACGCCCAUGAGGAAGUCCUUGCUGACAUGGACUGUGUCUAACCUGGAAAUUGUCAUCCUGGCUGACCAGUCUCUUCACGGACCAGAUAGUGUGAGAGAGCAAUUGAGGGACAUUGAUAGGAUUAGUCCCUUCCCAAAAGAUGGGCUUCCUUUGGUGAUCCAGUGGUGCCGUGCUUUCAAGUUUAAAUUGACAGCAUUUUUGGUGAGAAUUCGGGACUACCCUCGCUAUCUGUUUGAGAUCCGCGACUGGGACCUGUCUGGGCGUCUGAUUGGGACUGAACAAGAUGGACAGGCCAGGGCUCAUCGCAAAGCAAUUGUUCCACUUGGUGCCCCAUGGGGAGACGCUGCAAUCCACAGGAAUAUGCCACCCCUCAAGUUCUACUAUGACUUCAAAUCCAACAUCUGCCUGUACACUAUUGUUUGGGGCCCGUGUUGGGACCCUGCAUGGAACCUCAUCGGCCAGGCAGUUGACCUUCUCACUAAACCUACAGUGGACCCAUCACCUCUUCUCGCUUGGUGGGACAAAAGUCGACUCCUGCUGCAUGGACGCUGGGUCAUGGACAUUGAUCAGGCUAAUUUACAUCAACUUGCCACAGAGGAUCCUUACAACACAACGGAGAACUUGCAUUGGGAGUGGAAUAAGCUGAACUUUGAUUGGAACCCUGGCCAGUUCAUUUUUAAGGGAGAUUUAAAUGUAAAUGUUAGAACAGCAUCAAAAUAUGACGACAUCUGCUUUCUACACCUGCCAAAUUUGUGUAUGACCCUUGAACUUCAGUGGCUUUGCCAUGGCAACCCCCAUGACCACCAUGCAGUCAUGCUCUGCUGUGCAGAGAAUGUUGCAGAUGUAACCUCAGAACAACCUCAUGAUUCCUACAGAGCUUUUCGCUCUGAAAAUCUCAACCUCUCCAUCACGAUGGACCUCAACCAGCACUGUGGCCCAGAAUCCUUACAGCCCAGAAUCUUACUGUACAGCAGCACGCUACGUUGGAUGCAGAACUUUUGGGCCACGUGGACGAGUGUGUCUCGUCCCAUCUGUAGAGGCAAGCUUUUCCAGAGUCUCAGGCCGAUACGUAAAAAGCUGGGUCAGCAUUACAAGCAGAUGUCCUACACAGCGGCCUUCCCACAACUUCAAGUGCAUUAUUGGGCUUCCUUUGCCCAACAAAGAGGUAUCCAAGUGGAAUGCAACAAAGGUCAUGUCUUCACUCGAGGGGCACAGAGACUAAUUCCACAGGCUGGCACUGUGAUGAGAAGGCUGAUCUCUGAGUGGAAUGUGACUCAGAUGGUAAGCGACCUGUCACACGUGACCGUGCACUUGAUGGCCUCUACUUGGGAUGAAACAGCGGACCACCAGAUUAAUGCUCAAGUGAAGAAGACUCACCUGCUCAGCCUGUCCUCUUUGAGUUACCAGCGACAGAGUAACCACAUAGAAGAGGAAGCAAACCUCAAGGACGAGACCAAUGCCACUUACACUCACAAGCUGCGUCUGGUGGACCUGCGCGCAUCUUGGACUACUACUAAUAGGAAUAUAGCUUUUGGGCUGUAUGACGGUUAUAAAAAGGCUUCUGUCCUGAAGAGAAACCUCUCGACCGAAGCAUUAAAGGGUCUGCGGAUUGACACACAGCAACAGGCUAAAAAGCUCAGGCGCUCCCCUUCCAACUUCUCUCCCACCGCUGCCCCCACUACACCGGUUGUGUCCACUGCCAGUCGAGCCGAGAAAAGUCCACAUGAGGGAACAUCAAUGCUCCAGAAGCUCAUUGAGGAAACUGAUAAAUUUGUGGUAUUUUCCGAGGAGGACUCCGGUGUGAGUGACCAGCUUUGUGGCAUUGCAGCCUGCCAGACCGAUGACGUCUAUAACCGCAACUGGUUUAUUGAGUUGGUCAACUGCCAGAUGAUGCUCCGGGGCACAGAGACGGCCGGCUGUGUUCUGGUGUCUGCAGCUAAGGCGCAGUUGCUCCAGUGUGAGCACCACCCAGCCUGGUACAAUGACACUCUAAAGCAGAAGACCACCUGGACCUGUCUACUGGACGGCAUGCAGUACUUUGCCACAAUGGAGCCCAACCCGUCUGAGCAAGAGGACAGGCAGUUGUGGCUGGAGGUAAAAAACAUAGAAGAGCACAGACAGAGGAACCUCGACUCAGUGCUGGAGCUGAUGGAGUGUGGCCAGGCGGUGGGAGGAAUGGUUACCACCACUACAGACUGGAACCAGCCAGCCCAGGUAAAUGAAGCACAGCAGGUACAGCGCAUCAUCUCCCGCUGCAGCUGCCGGAUGCACUACAUCAGCUACAGUCAUGACAUCAACCCAGAGCUUGCCACACAGAUUAAACCUCCCGAGCUGAGGAAUAACCAUGAAAAAGAAGAUCUACUGAAAAAACAGGCUGGUGCUGUAGACACAUUUACCCUCAUUCACCAUGACUUAGAAAUAUCUACCAACCCUGUUCAGUACGCCAUGAUCCUGGACAUCGUUAACAACCUCUUGUUGCACGUGGAGCCCAGACGCAAGGAGCACAGUGAGAAAAAGCAGCGUGUACGUUUCCAGCUGGAAAUCUCUAGUAACCCAGAGGAGCAGCGCAGCAGCAUCUUGCAUCUCCAGGAGGCGGUCAGGCAACACCUUGCUCAGAUAAGACGGCUAGAAAAGCAGAUUUACUCCAACAUCAGGACACAAACUGAGGAACUGAGCAUUGAGGAACUGAAUGAUAUCAACAUGCGACUGCAGAACCAGCUAAACCAGGAGAAGAACGACAUGCAGAUGAAGAGCGAAGAGCUCAACAUCCUCAUCAGGUGUUUUAAGGACUUUCAGCUACAGCGGGCGAACAAGCUGGAGCUGCGGAAGCCACCGGAGGAUGUGAGUGUGGCACGGAGAACCGAGAUCUACUUUGCGCAGGCCCGCUGGUGUUUGACUGAAGAAGAUGGCCAGCUCGGCAUCGCUGAGCUGGAGCUACAGAGAUUCAUGUACAGCAAGCUCAACAAGUCUGAUGACACUGCAGAGCAUCUGUUGGAGUUAGGCUGGUUUACAAUGAACAAUCUUCUGCCCAAUGCAGCAUACAAGGUGGUGCUUCGCCCUCAGAGUGCAUGUCAAUCAGGACGACAGUUUGCUCUGCGCCUCUUCAGUAAAGUGCGCCCCCCUGUGGGCGGGAUCUCUGUCAAGGAACACUUUGAAGUGAACGUGGUGCCACUCACCAUCCAACUGAUGUACCACUUCUUCAAGAGAAUGAUGGGAUUUUUCUUCCCGGGAAGAAAUGUUGAGGAGGAAGAGGUUGCUGAUGAGGAAGACAAGUUCAGAUUGGUUACCACGGGUAUCCCUGUAAAGACUCGACAGUCAUCUGAAGACACCAUAGGUGCGAUGGGGUCCAGUAAAGGUGUCACUCAGGGAAUCAACCGCACUGCUGGGGUCAGAAGGUCCUUCAGAAAACCUCCAGAGCAUCCUGUUGAUGACAUUGAUAAGAUGAAAGAAAGGGCGGCCAUGAACAAUUCCUUUAUCUACGUCAAAAUUCCUCAAGUGCCGCUCUGUGUCAGCUAUAAGGGCGAGAAGAGUAGCGUGGACUGGAAGGACCUGAACCUGGUCCUGCCGUGUUUAGAGUACCACAACAACACCUGGACGUGGUUGGACUUCGCCAUGGCUGUUAAAAGAGACAGUCGCAAAGCUCUUGUCGCACAAAUGAUAAAGGAGAAGCUGCGUCUAAAGCCCGCCACGGGCUUGGACCUGCGGGGGAAGACGUCUGAUAGCAAGGCGGACAACAGCCUUCAGCAGCAGGAGGAAGAUGAGAAGGCACGACUCCUCAUAGGUCUGAGCACUGCUGACAAAACGUCCAGCAAGAAAAGCAUCUUCAGUCGACGCAAGUGAGUCACUGUUGGCAUCUUAACGAAAUACAGGAAUUAGUGGAGCAAAUCAAGCCAUAUUUGGACUUGUGCCAUUUAAUCCUGCUGAUUGUUGGGCUUAAUUAGGACAAUAAUGUGGAGAAAAGCAACCCUUGGGUGCCUGUUGAUUAAUUAAUGACCAAAUACUACGUAAUGUUUAUUUGUGUGCCAUCCAGCUGUCACUACAUUUCAAUUGGUGGUUGCACAUUACUGCCAACUCACUUUCCUGCUGGCUCAGGAACGUUAGAAAGCACCUUCAGAACCUUGUCUAUGUUGUCUGCUGUAAGAAUCCUGUAAUUACACAAAUUGCUAUGUUUUUACCAAUUACAGCUUUGAUAAAUGCUGUCACAGUUUUGUAUAAUGGUGUCUGUCAGCCUGCAGUUAGAGAUAAACAGACACAAGCAUUUGCUUUGACCUAUUAAUAUGUUUUGUAAUUUUAACAAUACAGCACUUCUUUAUGCAAAGUAUUUUUCUAGACUAACUUGCACAACUGUUCUGCUGAGCCAGUUCAGUUUAAAAAUGUUAAAUGACUGAUAUUGAUAUUUCAACUGUACAACAAAGAAAUAUGUUUUUUUCUGUCAUCUUUUUGUGGCUUAAUGUUUGUCAAUAAAAGUGUUUAAUUGUA
Molecule: messenger RNA, 7669 nt
Organism: Entelurus aequoreus (snake pipefish)
Lineage: Eukaryota; Metazoa; Chordata; Actinopteri; Syngnathiformes; Syngnathidae
Product: bridge-like lipid transfer protein family member 2
Exons: 40
Coding region: 290-7030 (2246 amino acids)
Source: RefSeq, a predicted model, not a curated record